AACUUUUCUCACCGUCUCUUCCCAAUUGAAACGCUUUCCAAAUUGCACAACAAACGGAGCCUCGGAUCCGAACCACCAGGUUCCGUAUCCGAACCUGUAUCUUUCUCGUUCGUUGAAAAAUUUUCUCACUUAUUUUCUCGAUCAUUAUCUUUGUCCGAACGCGCCACCAUUUCUCUUCGGCUUCAAACCCUAACCAAACGCGUGGAUUCUCAACGCGCUUCCAGGAUCAGCUUUUUUCUUCAAUGGAGUUUCUUCAUUGUCACUGGAUAUUUUAAUAAUUUUCAGGUUUUAAUUGAGGCUGCGCGGAGUUGUGUUCUUGGACAUCUUCCUUCUACGUAGGUUGUUAAAAAUUUGUGUCUUGGUCAAGCAUUCUUUUAAAUAGUUGCCUGCUUAAAGUUUGUGGGCUGGAUUACCUAUGCCUGGAAACGAAGGAGUAGACAGGGUCCAUAAUUUUUUUGGUCAAGAAAACUUGUCCCAGGGACAGUAUCAUUCACAAGCGGUUGAUGGGAACUGGCCAGGACUGAACAAUAAUAUAUGGGUUGGCAGCCAGAGGUCAACUGGUGUGCCUUUUAUUUCCAAUUUGAAGAAUUUUAAUCAACAGCAAUCUGAUUCGGAGCAGGGACACAUAAGCUCUCCACAUAUGCGUCAUAGUCUGAACCUAUCACAAUCAAAUUUGAGGUCUGAGUCUGGAAGAAAUCAGCUGCCAAACCAACAAGCAGCUGUAAGUGGCUACAUGCAAGGACAACAGGUUUUCCAGACUAGGCACAGUGGAUCUAAUAUUAUGGGAAUGGAUACAGAAUCUGAUUGGCACAGCCUAUCAAGAGGAAUACCCAUGCCAGAGUCACAAGGGAGUAGUGGUCUUGAGCUUUAUAAGAAAAAUUUGGCUAGGAAUGAUGCUGGCGAUUCUCCUGUCAAUUUUGAUUUCUUUGGAAGUCAACAGCAAGUUAGUGGCCGCCAGAAUGGAAUGCUUCAGCCUUUACCUAGACAGCAUUCAGGAAUAAAUGAAAUGCAUCUAUUACAGCAGCAAGCAUUACUUAACCAGAUGCAAGAACUUCAAAGGCAGCAACAAUUUCAUCAACUAGAAGCAAAGCAACAUAAUUCUAUGGCCCCAGCCCAGUCUAUUUCAAAACAAACAGUUACUGGCCAUUCCACAUCUCUUAUUAAUGGAAAUCCUGUAAAUGAGGCAUCUAACUUUAUGUGGCAGCCUGAUGUUACACCAAGUAAUGCAAAUUGGCUCCAGCGUGGUGCAUCUCCAGUUAUGCACGGGUCCUCUAAUGGGGUUAUGUUAUCUUCCGAACAAGGACAAGCAUUACGCAUGAUGGGUUUGGUUCAUAAUCAGGGAGGAGACCAGUCUCUUUAUGGGGUUCCAGUAUCUGGGUCAGGAGGCACUCCUAACCUUUUUUAUCAUUUUCAAGCAGAUAAGCCCGCAAUGCCUCAAGUUUCUUUCCCACAGCAAUACUCUCAUGUUCAUGGGAACAAAUCUACACUGCCUCAUAUAACACCCGGUGGUAGUCCAUUCCCAGCUCACCAAUAUAAUGCGUUUUCAGAUCAAAGUAACAGAAAUGAUGGACCCUUAGUUUCAAGACAGGAUAUUCAAGAAAAGAGCAUGUUUGGACCUACUGCUCAUGGUAUAAAUAGUAGAGUCAAUGUGGAAAACUUGCAGCAAAUGAAUUCUGAGCAAAGAAUUGUAUCAAUGCAAGAUUUUAAUGGGAGACAACAAGAACUAGCUGGAUCUUCAGAGCUAUCAUCACAAGACAAGAUAGUGCAGGUUCCUCCUUCACAAAACGUAGCUACACUAGAUCCAACUGAAGAGAAGAUUUUGUUUGGCUCAGAUGAUAGCCUGUGGGAUGGAUUUGGUACGAAUAUAGGUGACUUUAAUAUGCUGGAUGGUACAGAUAGUUCUAGUGGAUUUCCAUCCCUUCAGAGUGGGAGUUGGAGUGCGCUUAUGCAGUCUGCUGUAGCAGAAACAUCCAGUAGUGACAUGGGUAUCCAGGAGGAGUGGAGUGGUCUAGGUUUUCGGAAUACGGGGCAGUUAUCUGGAAACGAGCAACCUUCAACUACUGAUGGCAGCAAACAGCAAUCCGUUUGGGCUAACAAUAACUUGCAAUCACCUUCCAAUUUAAAUUCAAGACCUUUUAUUCAGCCCAACAAUGUUAGUAGGCCCCCAACAGCUGAAAACCAUUGUAGUGUUUCUGAAUUACAUCAGUCAGGUCCCGACUCUUCACAUCAACAGCAUGACAGAUUACAGACCGAUUCUCAGAGACCAAUUCCACAGUAUUUAGAAAGAGGCAGGUGGUUAGAUUGCAGUCCUCAGCAAAAACAGUUCUCUGAAGUUGGUCAUAUACAUGGAAAAACUACCAACUCUUCUGGUUUAGAAAAAAAUGAAAAGGUUCUAUCAGAUUAUUGGACACAUCAACCCACCACAUCAUCAUGUAGUGGUAGUGGCGGUCCAUUUAAUAAGUCUGAUGGUUGGGAAGUUUCAAACUCAACCCCACUGGAUCGUAGUUCUACUUUCAAAACCCAAGAAAAUGAAAACUCAUUGAAGCACCAUCACGAGAAAGCUGUGCAUGAAGAGAUGAGCCAGGUACCUGCUUCAUGGGAGCCCAAUUCUGAUGCUAAUUUAUCUGCUGGGUCAGAACAUGAGAAAUCUACUGAUAACAUGCAAAUUUGUCGGGAGGAUUCUGGUAUGAAUGGUAUUGCUGCAUUACCAAAUUCGGUCCCUGCAUGGUUCAGCCAGCCAAGCAGCAAGAAGCUCCCUAACGUGGAUGUAUGUAGAGAUUCAGAGUCAGCAGGUAGCUAUAAAAGAAAUGAAGGUUCAGGAAAAUACAAGCAUCAUAUGGAGAACCCUUUAAUUUUAGAAUCAUCUAAGAAUGGAAAAUUUGAAGGUGAUGCAGAUGAUGCGGAAGACUGUAAUAAAAUUGAAAAAUCAGAAGAUGGUCUUGGAUCUAAUCCUUCUCAUCCAAGAGAUGAUAGUAUGAGAGAAAAUGCAAAUUUUGAUGGAAAUGAUUUGCAUAGCCCAAAGUCAGCUGGUCAGGCACAUCAAAGAUCUUCGAUAACUCGUAAAUUUCAGUAUCAUCCGAUGGGGGAUCUUGGUGUUGAAGUGGAACCUUAUGGAAACAAACAGGUCAUAAAUUCACAAGCUAUGAACCAUCACCACUUUGGAGGACUUAAAGAUCAGGGAAAUAUCUAUAGCUCUCUUGGGCAAUCAAAGUAUGGACAUUUUGAUGUGAAUUAUAGUGAAACAGAGAAGGGUGAGUUAGAGAAAUUGGAUAAUAAUGUUUCAAAAGGCGUACUCCCUACGCAAAUCCCAAAAACAAUGACUCCUUUGGAUAGAAGUGUCGGUAAUUAUGCCUUGCAGAAUACUGCUUUACCCAGGGUGCCUGAAACUGAAUCUUCAGAUGGAUUUGCUGCACAUCCUCAGAGGAAUCAAAGUUCUUCUACUCAGGGCUUUGGAUUACAAUUGGCUCCACCUACUCAGGGGCCUGCCAUGGUAUUUUCUCAUGGCUCAUCCGGUUCAGGUGUUACUGCACUUCACAUGUCUGAGACAGGGGAUAAGGGACAUUCACGGUUAGCUACUAACCAGACUUUUCCUCCUCAAGAGUCAUCUCCUGAGGAGAAUAGGGAUAAUAUUUCUAAUACCACAGGGCAAGUUUUUGGUAAGGCUUCUCAGUACAGUGUGCUGGGGAACAUUCCACCGGCUUUUACAUCUGGCUUUCCAUUCUCCAAGAACCAUAAUCAGAAUCAGAAUAUAGCUCAGCUUGGUGGACAAGUAACAAAUAAUCAGCCGGCUUCCUCGAAUCAGAUAGAUGAAUACGGUGAAAGAGCUCAAGCUAGUCAACCUGAAAUUGCAUCUGCUCAGGACAUGUCCCAGCCGAGUGGUACAGAUCAAAUUCAUGGCAGUCAGCCUUCUGGUAUAUAUGGUGCAUCCCUGCAUGGAACCCCUUUGAACGUUAUGCAGAAUUUAUGGACCAGUGUUUCUAGCAGGCAACAUCCUAAUGCUUCGAAGAUUUCAUCACUGUCCAAACAAAUUAACAACUGUGGAAUGAUUGCUGACUUCAGCAAUCCAGGUGAUCAGGGUCCAGAGAAAGAUGGUAAGGAAUUAUCUUCCAUUGGUGCUGAAGAGGCUGCAGUUCCAUCACACCUGAUAGACCCUGUUGUGAAAUGUGUAUCCGAUGCUUCUCAACCAAACCUAGCUGCGACCUCUAGAGACGACGAGGCUCUAGGUCAGUCUUUAAGACCAAACAGUGUUUUGAAUUACAAUUUCUCAUCUCUGAAUCAAUUCCAAUCCAUGAGAAACAUGGAGAUUGAUCCUAGUACUCGGGAAGCCAAGAGAUUAAGAGUUUCAGAUAAUAUGCCAAACAGACAGCAGGUAGAUUCCAACCACGAACAACAAUUGUCAUAUGGAUAUAACAAUGUGGUCAAAGAUGUAUCUGGAAAUUAUUCUUCCAUCACAUCAUCAGAUCCCAGUAUGUUAUGCUCGUCAGCAAAGCCACAUCAUGUACAGGACAUAAAUGCAACUUCUCAGGAGGUGAUUGGAGAUGAUCAGGAAAAAUCUGUUAAUGUUUCAGAUAGUAAUAAAGCAGUUUCUAUUAGAAGUGGUCAUUAUCCAAUAAAUCCUCAGAUGGCACCAUCGUGGUUUGAACAAUAUGGAGCUUUUAAGAAUGGUAAGAUAUUGCCUGUUUAUGAUGCACAGAAGAUAACUGCUGCGAAGACUAUGGACCAUCCUUUCAUUAUACCAAACCAAUCAGAUAGUCUGCAUUUCCAAAAGUCAAUAGAGCAAGUUAAUAGUCGUAGUGAUGCUCAACUUAGUAGCACCAGGCAUAGUCCAAUACCUGCUUCAGUUGAAAGCGAGAAUGUAUGUUCUCAGUUAUCGACUCCUACGGGUGAACCUGAUUUACUUAGUUUUAAUUCAAAGAAGCGUAAAAGUUCCUUAUCUGGACUCCUGUCAUGGCAUAAAGAACUUACUCAGGGUUCUGAACGGCUUCGAGAUCUCAGUGCGGCAGAAUUAUUAUGGGCCCGAACUGCAAACAGAUUGGCUGAGAAGGUUGAAGCUGGUGCUGGGGCUGUUGAAGAUCUAUCAGUGAUGUUGAAGUCAAAAAGAAGACUUGUCUUGACUACACAACUUAUGCAGCAACUGCUAAGCCCGCCUCCUGCAGUAGUUCUUGUAGAAGAUAUGAAGUUGCAUCAUGAGAGUGUGGUCUACUCGGUUUCCAGAUUAACAUUAGGAGAAGCAUGCAGUUCUAUCUCAUGGUCUGAAUGUGAUACUUUGCCUUCGGGCAGCACAAACCUACUGCCCAAAAAAGGGACAUCAGCUGACAAUGUUGAUCAUUACAUUUUGAAAGUUAUGGAUUUAUUUGAUAGAACAAGGAAACUGGAAGAUGAUAUAUUGAGAUUGGAUAGCAGAGCCUCAAUUUUGGACUUGAGAGUAGAGUGUCAGGAUUUAGAAAGAUUUUCUGUGAUCAAUAGAUUUGCCAAGUUCCAUUCACGGGGACAGCAUGAUGGGGCAGAGACCUCAUCAUCCUCUGAUACUACUUUUCAGAGAUUUUUUCCCGUGAAACUUGUUACUGAAGUUCCAUUGCCUAGGAAUCUCCCAGACAGGGUACAAUGUCUUUCACUUUGAUAAUUAAUUAAUUAAUUCAUUAUUCCAUCUUUCUUGAUUAGUUGUCUUCCAAAUCUCCCAUUUCUGGUCUAUUUCUUUCAAAUUAUAUUGCACUUCAUCGCCAUAGAACCAUACAACUGGCAGUGUAGGAGAAGAAUUGUACUAGGUUGCCUAAUCAACCCCCAGAGGGUGUUAGAUCUUUGCAAUCGAUAUAUGUAUGUAUGUGCAGAUUCUUUAAUCUAGUUAUCAUUUACUUUCCAUUUUCUGGGUUCCAAGCCUUCUGUGUAUAGCCAAAUUAUAUAUGCAGUGGUUUAACCUUACCAUUUGGCUUGGUUUUA
Molecule: messenger RNA, 5937 nt
Organism: Vicia villosa (hairy vetch)
Lineage: Eukaryota; Viridiplantae; Streptophyta; Magnoliopsida; Fabales; Fabaceae
Exons: 9
Coding region: 416-5620 (1734 amino acids)
Source: RefSeq, a predicted model, not a curated record